Molecule: messenger RNA, 3856 nt
Organism: Neopsephotus bourkii (Bourke's parrot)
Lineage: Eukaryota; Metazoa; Chordata; Aves; Psittaciformes; Psittacidae
Exons: 3
Coding region: 380-3601 (1073 amino acids)
Cellular component (GO): plasma membrane
Molecular function (GO): protein binding
Source: RefSeq, a predicted model, not a curated record
UCCAUCAUUUAUUUACAGUUAACAUACUUGGAUUUUAUAAACUGAGCAUAUUUCACCCUUUUCCCACUCUUCCUUUCCUACCUCCAGUUCUCCAGAGAAAUGUGCUCAAAGCACAGAGAUCACAGAAUAAUUUUGAUAGCACAAAGGAAUGUUACUGUUUUUAUGGAGCUGUGAAUGUUUAAAACAUGCAUUGAUGGUGAAUGUAUUAACAUGCUGCCUGCUGCUGAUGCUGCGCAACUUUUAGAAUGGGACAGCCACUGGAUAAGAAAGGCAGAAUAACUCAAGGCCUGCAGCCACUCCUUGCAAUAGUCGGGAAUGGAAGGAAUUUUGAUGCAAAGAAUUUUAAAAAGCCACUUGAUGCAGUUGGAAAAACAAGGACAUGAAUUGUGAAAUAGUUUUGUUCUUCCUAGGACUGGGCCUGCUGCAGUCUCUGCAAACUGUCCGUAUGUCAUCCAAUGGCAUACAACAGAUUGAUCUGAAUGAUUUUCAGAACUGUUCACAGCUGAAGGACAUCGACUUGCAAAACAACCACAUAACUAAAAUUCACCCAGAUGCCUUCAGGGAGCUCAACAAGUUACAGGUGGUAGAUCUCCGUGGAAAUGCUCUGACAACCCCCCUACUGCACAUACUGAUCAGUUUGAAGUUCUUUCAAAUUGAAGUGGAUUUGCCAAAUAAUGCCUGGAUAUUUAAUUGCAGACUGAACGCUUUCAAAAACUUCAUUCAUCUUCUUUUUGACCCCACAAGGAAAAAAAUGAGUAUUUCAUACAAUAAAUCUGGCACCAGCUCACAGAAACCUCUGCUCUAUCUUUCAAGUUUGCAUUUAAACUGCAGCGACAGUGUUUUGCUCAAGGGGGCUGCCAUCCCAACAGGGAAGAUGCUAGUGCUAAACUGUAAUUUGGGCAACACAAGAGGUAAUAAGAAUGGAGCCUCUUGGUGGACACCUAAUGGCAGAAUUUCAAAAGAUAUGAGUCUUCCUCAUAUGACACUGGAUAAAAUGAAUAAUUUAGUGAUACACAAUGCUGAGAAAGCUGUUAAAGGGUUAUAUUUGUGUAUUUCUAAUACAACAAAGAAGAAAUAUCUCAUCUAUGAUAUACAGGUGAAAGAAAGGGGCUCAACAUUUUUGGCUCGCAAAGCCCGAGAUGCUAACCCUGCUUUGCGACAAGGAAGAACAGAGCAAGACCUUACACUGGCUGUGUGCCUCUCGGUGCUCAUUACAUUUGUUUGUGCUUUUUGCCUGGGUGCUUUUGCUAGACCCUACCUUGGAAGCCUGUGGAGACUCAUGUGCAGGAAAAAGAACUCAGCUUCAGAACAUACUUAUUGUAACCAAGCUUUUUCAGAUGAAACCUUGAGCAGAGAGUGCUCUGCAAGCACAAGCAAACCAACCAAUACACAGCACAGCUUGUUCAUUUGUGAUGAGGAUUCUUCAAGGAACGUGUAUGUUCUUCCUACAGAAGCUUCUACUUCACAAGCAAAUGUCAUUGGUAGCAGUGUAUGUGCACCAAAUACUGAAGAAGAGUACCAGAAACAAAGCAAUGAUGAGACCAAUGUGAAGAAAACAUCUUUUUUUUCAGGCAUCAAAACUAGCAGCAGCAAUGAUGAAAAUGUAAAUGUUGAGGGUAAUGGGCUGUUUUCUGUAAGAACAGAUGACAAGGACAGCAAGGAAGUAACGCCAAGAAAAUUAAAUAAUAAUGAAAUUUCACUACAGAAAGAUCCAAUAUAUGCAAAUAAUGAAGCCUCAGAGAAGAGCAGGAUCCCUCCCAUACGCAGGAGAUCAAAUGCUGACUCUUACUCACAUCACACUGACUCCUCAGAUCCAGAAUUACCCUUCAAGGGAGAAACUGGCUUUCUACUUUCCACAAUACAAGCACGUACAGUUGCACAAGAUUCUAGGAACAGCAAGGUAAGCAAGAGCUCUGCUCUGCUGCAGUCAGAUAUCACAGGGGCUACACCAGAUUCUCCUGAAAGAAAAGGUGUUGUUCCACAAAAUGAAGCCACGAACACUACAAAAUGUAUGCCUGGAAGGCAAAGCUGUGAUAAACAACAUUGUCUAAGUGGCAACAUAGAUCUAACCAGUGAUGUGGGAGAUUUUAUUCUACCCGGUAGCUGCAGAAGAAAUACAAAUAUUGAGAAUUUAAGCAUCUACCAAACAAUAGAAAACUCUUCUCUUACAGAGUACAACUGUAAAGCAGAACCCACAAAUGAAAGAGGUGCUUCGGCAGAUAUAUUUGAUGAUAGUUUUUCAGAUGAGGGGGCUCCGUUCACAAUGAGUGACUGUAGUUCUUUAGCAGACUUUGAACCGGAACAAGCUGAUGUUAGAGACAGCCUGCCUGUCUGUCAGUCAUCACCAGAGGAAGCUGAUAGGAGCAGUGGAACUGAGAAGUGCUCAAUGCUGCCAGAAUCUGCAAAGCUUGCCGCUGGACUUCAGUGUGUUGGGGAAAAUGAAGACAAGAACAACGUGCAUUUUGAAACUGCUAUUAAUUAUGGAUCAGAUACCAUCAUGCUUGAAACAGCGUUGCCUUACGCUGAUAAAUGCAGCGUCCAUGUAAGCAUGUCAGAUCCAGACACAAUUAGUUCUCCAAAUCAAGACGUUCCUGUUACAUUUGAUCACUUCAUUAAUGCCAAGUCAGCAGCACAGACCUCGGUUUCUGAUUCUCUCUGCAAUCCAAGUGCAGGUUUUGGUAACAUGUUACUUUCAUUAAAACAUUCUCCCAUGUAUGAUGCAGAUACAGAGAACACUCCCGAAGAGGCUGAGCUGCAGCCAGAUCAGUUUCCCACCGAACCACAGCAUUCCCUCAGCUUCAGUCCCACUGGACAAAAGGCAAAUGCACUAGAGGGAAGUACAGAUGAACAGAAAGAUAGGAACUCCUCUGAAAAGAAUCACGGUGAAGGAGACACAGCGCUAAGAAACACAUCUGACAACAGUGAUUUCAUUUUUGCUCCCACUGAUACUGGUUUGAGUGAAAUUGUUAAAAGAACAUCACUGCUGCAUUCGAGCAACAACUCACCUCCUCACUCGCUGCCUGAACACACAGCUGAAAAACAGCUGACAGUUAUUACAGGGACAGAAGACUUGCUACCACAGAGGAAGCAGGCACACACACCUAAGGCUCAUGCAGAUGUAAUGCAAAGAGGUUUUAAUAAGAAAAACUGUGAUGGAUACACGGAAUUACAGGAUACCAGCAACUGCAGCCUGCCUGAAGCAGCAGAUUUGCUGCAUCUUCACUCUUCUGGGAAAACACAACCAAUAUUUGACACAGAUCAUUUUCAGGUGGAUCAGAGUGAUGAGGAUGCGUAUUUCCUCUCAAUCCCACAAGGCUUCUCCAGUGAAAGCACACGAUACACUUCAUGCUCAUUCCCGCAAACGACUACAGGGAAUACAAUCUCCAAAAGCACUCAUUCCAGAAAGGUGGAGGAUGACACUACUUUGACAGGACUGCAGAACAGUUCUACGGCAGCUGUCAACCUCCAAAAUUCAAGCGAGAAACUCCAUCAAAGAGGUCAGACCAAUUUAGGGCAGGGACAGGUUUUUGUUAAGAAGAAGAGAGCAUUUGAUGGAUUUGCUAAGGUUUUGGAAAGCAGGAGAACAAACUUCAAUAGCUGAGACACAAAAACAUAACACUGGGCUUCCACAGUGUUUAUGUCAUACAGUAGCUGCAAAAAUGAUUGUGUCUUAAAAUGAAGUGUGUAACUUUCCAUAACUGUUAAGUAGCCUGGGCUGGUUUUGCUGGGGUUUUUGGUAACUCUCAGUACAACCAUCUAUCUGCCUUUAAGUUCCAAAAGCCAAGUUAUAGAACUAGAGCGUAUGUCCAAUUUAAAACCACUGUAAUUCCAAAGGGUAAUUCGGGUCAGAACCCGU